CACUCACCUCUUUCAUCCCUCUCUCUUUCACAUCACACGUCGCCUUAUAAACCCUCAAACUAUCAAAUCUCUCUCUCUCUCUAGAAAUCGUCUAACUUGCAACACAAACAAUGGGCGCUUCGCUUCCUCCUAAAGAGGCCAACCUCUUCAAGCUCAUCGUCAAAUCUUAUGAAACAAAACAGUAUAAAAAGGGGCUAAAGGCAGCGGAUGCUAUAUUGAAGAAGUUCCCAGAUCAUGGAGAAACUCUCUCAAUGAAGGGAUUAACAUUGAACUGCAUGGAUCGUAAGCAAGAAGCAUAUGAGCUUGUACGGCUAGGAUUGAAGAAUGACCUGAAAAGCCAUGUUUGUUGGCACGUCUAUGGUCUUCUCUACCGAUCGGACAGAGAGUACAGGGAGGCAAUAAAAUGUUAUAGGAAUGCUCUGAGGAUAGAUCCUGACAACAUCGAAAUACUUAGGGACUUGUCGCUUUUACAGGCACAAAUGCGUGACUUGGCAGGUUUUGUUGAAACUAGACAACAAUUGCUGACACUAAAACCUAAUCAUCGGAUGAAUUGGAUUGGUUUUGCAGUUUCUCAUCACCUAAACUCAAAUGCAUCAAAAGCUAUUGAUAUUCUGGAAGCAUAUGAAGGGACUCUCGAGGAUGAUUAUCCUCCGGAUAGCGAACGUUGUGAGCAUGGAGAAAUGCUGUUAUACAAGAUAUCUUUAUUGGAGGAAUGUGGCUUUCUUGAUAAAGCUCUUAAGGAGCUGCGCAGAAAAGAGUUCAAGAUUGUUGAUAAAUUAUCCUACAAGGAAGAGGAGGUUUCUCUCCUUUUGAAGCUUAAUUGCCUUGAUGAAGGCGAAAAGUUGUACAGGGUGCUACUUACAAUGAAUCCUGACAACUACAGAUACUAUGAAGGAUUGCAAAAGUGUGUGGGGUUGUAUUCGGAGACUGGCCAAUAUUCCUCUGAUGAAAUAGAUAAGUUGGAUGCUUUGUACCAAUCUCUUGGGCAGCAAUACACCUGGUCGUCUGCUGUUAAGAGGAUCCCGCUAGAUUUUCUGGUUGCUGAAAAGUUUCGAGAUGCAGCAGAUAAUUACAUUAGGCCUCUUCUAACAAAGGGAGUCCCGUCACUGUUCUCUGACCUUUCUCCUCUGUAUGACCAUAGUGGCAAGGCUGAUAUUCUUGAAAAGUUGGUCCUUGACUUGGAGGAAUCACUUAAAAAGACAGGUGGAUACCCUGGAAGAUCAGGAAAAGAGCCACCUUCCACACUUAUGUGGACUUUGUUUUAUUUGGCUCAGCAUUAUGAUAGACGGGCUCGGUAUGAUAUGGGUCUUGCUAAAAUCGAUGAAGCUAUGCAACAUACUCCAACUGUUAUUGAUUUAUACUCUGUUAAGAGCAAGAUACUAAAACAUGCUGGGGACUUUGCUGCAGCAGCUGCUUUGGCAGAUGAAGCUAGGUGCAUGGAUCUUGCAGAUCGAUAUGUAAAUAGUCAAUGUGUUAAGAGAAUGUUGCAGGCUGAUCAGGUCCCACUUGCUGAAAAGACCGCUGUGUUGUUCACAAAAGAUGGUGAUCAACAUAAUAACCUGCAUGACAUGCAGUGCAUGUGGUAUGAACUUGCUUCGGGGGACAGUUAUUUUCGCCAGGGUGACCUUGGACGUGCUUUGAAAAAAUUCUUGGCUGUUGAGAAGCAUUAUGCAGAUAUAACCGAAGACCAAUUUGAUUUCCAUUCUUAUUGUUUAAGGAAAAUGACUCUACGUGCCUAUAUUGAAAUGUUAAGAUUCCAAGAUCGGCUUCAUGCUCAUGCUUACUUUCGGAAGGCAGCAACUGGAGCUAUAAGAUGCUACAUUAAGCUGUAUGAUUCUCCUCCGAAAUCGUCAACCGAAGAAGAUGAUGAACUAGCAAAAUUGCCUGCUUCUCAAAAGAAGAAAAUGAGGCAAAAGCAGAGAAAAGCUGAAGCGCGAGCAAAAAAAGAGGCAGAAGUGAAGAACGAGGAAGCUAAUGUGAGUGGUGUUUCCAAGUAUGGGAAACGAAAUGUCAAGACAGUUGAUCCAGAUCCAAAUGGAGAGAAACUACUGCAGACUGAAGAUCCUUUAAUGGAAACCGGAAAGUACCUGAAACUGCUUCAGAAGCAUUCAUCUGAUUACUUGGAGACACAUUUGCUUUCAUUUGAAGUAAAUAUGAGAAAGCAGAAGAUCUUGCUUGCGUUGCAGGCUUUGAAGCACCUGGUACAACUGGAUGCUGAAAACCCAGACUCUCAUCGUUGCUUGAUAAGAUUUUUCCAUAAAGUGGCAUCAAGAUCUACUCCGACGACUGAUGCUGAAAAACUCGUUUUUGGUGUAUUGGAAGCAGAACGACCAACUUUCAGUCAACUCCAUGGUAAAUCUCUGAUGGAGGCAAAUGCUGUUUUCCUCGAACAACAUAAAGAUUCCUUGAUGCACAGAGCAGCGGCAGCCGAGAUGAUCUAUUGUUUAGAACCAAAUAAAAAGGCAGAGGCAAUCAAAUUGAUUGAAGAAUCGCUCAAUAAUGCCGUUUCUAGAUCUGUGAAAGAAUGGAAGCUGAAAGACUGUGUUGCAGUUCACAAAAUUUUGGUGGCUACUUUUGAUGACCGAGAUGCUGCACUGAGAUGGAAAAACCGAUGUGCAGAAGAAUUUCCGUACUCAACCUACUUCGAAGGCAGAGUCUGCUCUGCAAACAAGGCUUCCAAACAGGCACACGAAAAUGCUGAAAAUGGCGGUAUUGAUUUUCUUCCGUCAAACGGUAAAGUAGAAAAAAUCGAGGCCAUCAAGAAUCUAGCCAUUUAAAACCGACACUUAAAAUCAGAAGGUGUUGAAUUAAAUUAGAGCCCAUGAAAAAAGAUCGAGAACUAUAGAUCCCGGAGUGCGUACUAUUUAUUUCUAGAUCCUCAAAGCCGACUUCUUUUGUUCAUGGGACGAUGAUUCCUUUGAAAAUGUGUAUAAUUUACUCGAGUUUGCUUCUAGUCGGCGAAUGAAGUUUUUGCAAGAUAUGGGAAGUUGGAAGCAACUUUAAAGCGAUUUUCGAGUUAGAGCGAAAACGACCUGCUUUUGAUCGAUCGUAGUCGAAAAUGUGGAGAGUAUGUUGUACUGGUGAUUCUGGUUGGUUCUUUUUUAUUUAUGUUGUAUAAAUGCUAUAUUUUUUAUUUGCAAAAAUUUUGGCAUUUAAAUAUUUUAGAGUGAUUUGAGCCUUUGCUAAUUGCUAUUAUUUCCAUGGAUAUGG
Messenger RNA from Cynara cardunculus var. scolymus (artichoke), 3210 nucleotides. RefSeq names its product N-terminal acetyltransferase A complex auxiliary subunit NAA15-like. The transcript has 26 exons. Gene Ontology annotation, cellular component: cytoplasm. The coding region runs from base 111 to 2777 and encodes 888 amino acids. NCBI's taxonomy places the organism in Eukaryota, Viridiplantae, Streptophyta, Magnoliopsida, Asterales, Asteraceae. The record is from RefSeq and is a predicted model, not a curated record. Gene Ontology annotation, biological process: N-terminal peptidyl-methionine acetylation. Gene Ontology annotation, molecular function: protein-N-terminal amino-acid acetyltransferase activity; protein binding.